This is a messenger RNA of Rotaria sp. Silwood2, 366 nucleotides long. Lineage: Eukaryota; Metazoa; Rotifera; Eurotatoria; Philodinida; Philodinidae. The record is from the annotation of a GenBank genome assembly.
AUGGCCGGUACAUAUAUCGAUGAUGUCUUCUUUACAUCGAACGAAACCAUCGAAAUUGUUCGACAGCUAUUGCAGGAUGCGAAUGAAUGGCAUCCGAAUAUUAAAUUAGUAGAAUCGAACAUUGGAAGUACUGUUCCAUUUUUAGAUGUUCUUUUGACUAAUAACAAUGGAGUUCUUCAUACAUUCGUUUAUCAUAAACCUUCGGCUGAACCAUAUGUCGUUCCAUUCCUUUCGGAUCAUCCACGACAUACAUUUCCAAAUAUUUUACAAACGACUCUUGUACGAGCGAUUCGAUAUUCAUCGACAUUCGAAGAAUUUAAUAAUGAACGACAUGCUGUUCGCUUUAUGUUAUUAUUUAAUGGGUAG